CACAACAUGGCGGACUAGAAUAGUCGGCCGACGCGCCCGGAUACAGCGGAUAAACCGUGGGAUUUAAUAUCCAGGAAGACCAAGAAAGUACCCUGUGAAGGGACGCUGCGUUAGGGCGAAGUGAGGAUUUUUGGUGGAGGGGGGGGGCCUCCCUUCCCUACCUUGGAUUUAGCAGAUAAACUGCCCGCGAAGUGUUGACUGUGUGUCCCAGAUCGUGCUUCCCUCCUCUGCUAUCACCCAGGUCCCCCCACCCCGCUCACACACUCUCGGUUCCUGGGGUGUGGAGACGGGGGCCGGGGUUGAGAAACGUGGAAGCGAAAGAGCGGAUAAAUUCCUGCUUGGGUUUGAUUUUUUCCCCCCAUCCCUCCUCGGGUUUCCUCUGGGUGCUACAGGAGUUGUGGACCACGCUGUGCGAAUGAGUGAUUGAUGCCAACUUCGCUUCUUCAGGGCAGAAUGGGUGUGUGUCCCCUGCUCCUGCUGCUCGGUCUAGCCCUUGUGGCCUCGGCCCAGGAUCAUGCCCCCGUCACAAGUCCUCCAAAUAUCACUGCCAAACCCACAGACCCCCCUACUGCACCCUCCCUCAGCGUUACAGUCGCACGUACACCGGCCCACCCAGGCCCACCCACAACGCUUGGCCCAGUGAUGACAACAACAACCACCACCACCACAACCACACGCCCACCUGGUGAUGAGGAUGUACAACCUGGGGGUCCCAAUGACACCCUAAGAAUUUUACCAGUUCCUCCUCCCCCAUCCCCAGCUCCAACGGAUGCCCCUCAGGCACCACCGAGCACCGAUCCUCCCCCUCCCCCUCCCCCCACCCCAGCAGGGGGAGAAAACGAGACUGCAGCCUUGACUCCAGACAGCCCAACUGCAGAGACUGAUGACUAUAUAUCCUCCACGGAGACAGAGACCACCACAAAACCUGGAAGGGAGUUCACCUCACACUCCAGCCCACAGGACAAGAACCAGUCUGAUGACAUGCCAAUCAUAGCCGUGAUGGUGGCCCUGUCCUCCCUGCUGGUCAUCAUCUUCAUCAUCAUCGUCCUCUACAUGCUCAGGUUUAAGAAGUACAAGCAGGCGGGAAGCCAUUCAAACUCCUUCAGGCUGACCAACGGUAGAUCGGAUGAUACAGAACUCCAGAGCGUCCCGCUAUUGGCCCGUUCACCCAGCACAAACAGGAAGUACCCGCCCCUUCCUGUCGACAAGCUAGAGGAAGAAAUGAACCGUCGCAUGGCUGAUGACAACAAACUCUUCAGGGAGGAGUUUAAUGCACUGCCAGUCUGCCCCAUACAGGCAUCAUGUGACGCUGCUUCCAAGGAAGAGAAUAAAGAAAAGAACAGAUAUGUCAACAUCUUGCCAUAUGAUCACUCCAGGGUGCAUCUCUCACCUCUGGAGGGAGUCCCCGACUCUGACUUCAUCAACGCCUCCUUUAUAAAUGGUUACCAAGAGAAGAAUAAGUUUAUUGCAGCUCAAGGGCCAAAGGAGGAAACAGUCAAUGACUUCUGGCGAAUGAUCUGGGAGCAGAACACAGCGACCAUUGUCAUGGUGACCAAUCUGAAGGAGAGAAAGGAGUGUAAGUGUGCCCAGUACUGGCCGGACCAGGGCUGUUGGACAUACGGGAACAUCCGCGUAUCUGUAGAAGACACAAUGGUUUUGGUGGACUACACCAUCCGCAAGUUCUGCAUCCAACAGGUGGGAGAUGUGUCUGGGAAAAAGCCUCAGAGGCUCGUCACCCAGUUCCACUUCACCAGCUGGCCAGACUUUGGGGUGCCCUUCACCCCCAUUGGCAUGCUCAAGUUCCUCAAGAAAGUAAAGACUUGCAACCCCCAGUAUGCCGGGCCCAUUGUGGUCCAUUGUAGUGCGGGUGUGGGGAGGACAGGUACCUUCGUUGUGAUCGAUGCCAUGUUGGACAUGAUGAUCGCUGAGAGGAAGGUGGACGUAUUUGGCUUCGUCACCAGGAUCAGAGCCCAGCGCUGUCAGAUGGUCCAGACUGAUAUGCAGUAUGUGUUCAUCUUCCAGGCAUUGUUAGAGCACUACCUGUAUGGAGACACAGAGCUGGAGGUGACCUCUCUGGAGUCCCACCUGGCCAAACUCUACACCCCCUCACCUGGAGCUGGCUGCAGUGGCCUGGAGGCUGAAUUCAAGAAACUGACAUCCAUCAAGAUCCAGAAUGACAAGAUGAGAACAGGCAACCUGCCCGCCAACAUGAAGAAGAACAGAGUCCUACAGAUCAUUCCAUAUGAGUUCAACAGAGUGAUCAUUCCAGUCAAACGAGGAGAGGAGAACACCGACUACGUCAAUGCCUCUUUCAUUGAUGGCUACCGUCAGAAGGACUCCUACAUGGCGAGUCAGGGCCCCCUGCAGCACACCAUAGAGGACUUCUGGAGGAUGAUCUGGGAGUGGAGAAGCUGCUCCAUAGUCAUGCUCACUGAGCUGGAAGAGAGAGGGCAGGAAAAGUGUGCUCAGUAUUGGCCCAGUGAUGGAGUGGUGGUCUAUGGGGACAUCUCCAUCGAGCUAAAAAGGGAGGAGGAGAGUGAGAGCUACACGGUGCGUGACCUCCUGGUCACCAAUAACAGGGAGAACAAGGCUCGAGCAGUGCGUCAGUUCCAUUUCCAUGGCUGGCCAGAGGUGGGCAUCCCCACUGACGGAAAAGGCAUGAUCAAUAUAAUUGCUGCGGUGCAGAAACAACAGCAGCAGUCUGGCAACCACCCCAUCACUGUGCACUGCAGUGCUGGCGCUGGCCGGACAGGGACUUUCUGUGCAUUGAGUACAGUCCUGGAGAGGGUGAAGGCAGAGGGCAUCCUGGAUGUCUUCCAGACAGUCAAGAGCCUCAGACUGCAGAGACCCCACAUGGUGCAGACACUGGAGCAGUACGAGUUCUGCUACAAAGUGGUCCAGGAGUAUAUCGAUGCCUUUUCUGACUAUGCCAACUUCAAGUAGGGACCUGCCAUGGGUGGUUGGAUGGAUGGAUGGAUGGAUGGAUGGAUGGAUAGAUGGAUGGAUGGAUGUGGGCAUACACUUUACACAAACAAGCACCAGAACCUACACACACAUACGUUACCAUGCAGGAAGCUGCAUAUUCCCAUCUGAUGGAUUUUUAAGAAAAAAUAAAUUGACUCAUCACAACUUGAUCUGUGGAUGGGAUGAACUGCCUGGAGGAAAAGGGAACAGAUGUCUCGGCCCAGAAGACAGGGCAGUGCAGUCGGACAGAGAAAAUAACUGAGAUGCCUUCUUGAAUAUUUUGUAAUAUUGGUCUUGUUAAUACAGCCCUUCACCCCUAUUUCCUUCCCAUCUCUCCCCCCCAUAUGUAUAUAUAAUUACUGUGUUGCAUCUUAUUACUUUGGUUUCAGACACAGUUUUGAGUUUGGCUGCAUUUUCGGGUGGCACCUGUAAUGUAUUUUAUUGGUAUAUAUAUAAAUAUAUAAAUAUAUAUAGAAUAUAAAUCUGAUGCUUUGGAGGCUAAUGUAAAGUUUUUUUUUUAACUUCAUAGGGACAGAGACUUAAGACAUUUUUGGUGUUGCCUGAGCCACGCUGUAGCGACAUGUGUGUGGUAGCAGAACCCAGGAGUUCCUACAUUUACUGACAGAACCUGGAUUGUUUUCACUCCCAGACAUUCAUGCUCAGCCACACACACAGUCAGAGCCAUUUUUCUUCAUGCAGAAUUGGGUGCAUCUACUUGACCAAAACAUUUUUCAAGCCACUUACAAGUGAAAACGAUUGGAGAUCAGAAUCUCUGUGACGCCGCUCAAAGUCUCAGGUUGACACACACACACACAAAUACAAACAUCAGCAUACACAUUUAUUACCAGAAGCAUUCAUGUCUUUUGAGCAUCUGCGUGUGUGUGUGUGUGUUUGUUUGAGCUGGAGCAUAAGCUGGCAGCGAGGACACAGUGUGUUUCACAUCUCUGUCUUCUGUCUGCUGAGUGCCAAAGUCCUUCACUAACUUGGUUGUGCAGCUCUAAAGUCUGAGGCUCUACCAACCGUGUUUAGACAUUCAGUACAAGAAAGCUACUUUACUGUUUAAGGAUCAGCAACCAACACAUUCCCAGACUAUAACAAGGAUUUGGGAAAGUAGAAAAUGUAGUAUAGAAAUAUAAAUAAAUAUAAAAGUUAGGAGAAUUGGUCAAGCUUUUAAAUGAUUUUGAUUUGAUUUUAAGGUCUGUUACAGUAUCAGCAGCAAUGCCCGUCAUGUUGGCAAACCAAAUCUCAAACAAAACAAUCAGAAGUAACUCCAUUAUUGCAUCAUAGAAAUCAACAAAUGUUAUUUACCCAGCAUAUUUCUUUUUUCUUGUUUACAGACAUACAUCAGUAUUUCUUGUAGAUUGUAUUGAUACAUUUCUUUUCUGUAUGGGCUUCCUUUGAGUCUGCCUGAAUUAACUGUCAUUUCUUAUUUUAUUGGGUUGUUUUGUUGUUUUUUUUUAUCAGCCUCACAUCACUACGCUGUGCUGUUCACUGUUUUCAAGAAUGAUUCCCUUCUAUUUCCCACCAUGAACACUGAUACUGAAGAAUGUUCCCCUUUAUUGAGAUGCUGUUGCUAACAUAUUCCUCAAAGAUGGAUGCAUUGUUACUUUUAAUAGUGGAGGUGUGCCAUGAAAUAUUUGCAAUGAUUUCUUUUUUUCAAAUGGAUAUCCUGUGAGGACACUCAGGCUUGAAAUUCAGUGGGGUUUUUUUUUUUUUUGUUUUGUUUUUUUUUAAAUAAGGUCACAAUUGAGAGCAUACCCUUUAUGAUUGUACUGAAAGAUGAAUGAUGUCAGUUAAACACAGGGCUUCAGGUCAGUCCUUAUUUCAGCUCAGGAAAUGACUGAUGCCAGGAUUGUUUAAAUUUACAAACUGAGCAAAUCUGAGCUAGAGUUCAUCUCCAAACCUGACUCAUGUUCAAAUGGUUUGAACUCCCAUAGGAGGACUAAUUCAGAUGUCAAGCCUCAUCCAGGUUUUAAUGUCAUGAUAUUAAAAAUGAUAUUUCUUUUAGAGGUUUUUAAGCUAU
Messenger RNA from Toxotes jaculatrix (banded archerfish), 4987 nucleotides. It is a transcript of the gene ptpra, whose product is annotated as protein tyrosine phosphatase receptor type A. Gene Ontology annotation, molecular function: protein tyrosine phosphatase activity. Bases 427 to 2943 code for a protein of 838 amino acids. The record is from RefSeq and is a predicted model, not a curated record. NCBI's taxonomy places the organism in Eukaryota, Metazoa, Chordata, Actinopteri, Toxotidae. The transcript is spliced from 22 exons. Gene Ontology annotation, biological process: protein dephosphorylation.